AUUUAAGUGAAAUAAUGGAAGACCGUAAGGCUAAAUAUAAAGCAUUAAAAGACUCUAAAAUUUCCAAAAGCGCUAACUCUUCAGAUAAAUUUGACAACGACAGUGUUUUAAAUAUGGGAAGUCUUAACAACUUUUCUAUCUCUGGAGAAACUGGAGAAGAAUGCAAGUUUCUUGAUUCAGAGCUUCAAGAGAGGAAUGUAACACGGCUAAGACCAGAGAAUGCUAGAGGAUCUAAAUAUGAUAAUUUCAUGACUGGCAAGAUUUGACCGACCGCUGAGACUUACUUGUCAAAAGGCAAGGAAUUACCGAAAGCCUACAUCAAACCAAAAUUUUUAAUUCGUAACUGUUUUGAAAAAGUUGGCAUUGCAAGUUAUCAGGAGUCUGGUAGCUCCCUCCUUCGGAAGUAUAUAGAAAAUAUUUCAUAUAUCAUAACUGGAUCUGACAGAGAUACAAGUACAGUCCUAGGAAAGCAGUAUCAAUGAGACUAUGGCCUCGAGGGUGAAGGAGUUGUCGGAAGAGUUUGGAUGGUCAAGACAAGUUUUCCUGAAGAAAUAGGUGAAAAGAAGAUAUCUAUCAGCAAAUGUAUUCUUGUUUGUCAAAACCCAUGAGAUGCUAUCUAUGAGCACUUCUGAAAAAUUGUCACUAAGAAAAAUGAUGGUACUCUAAACACAGAGUCUAUGGAGUUACUCAAGAAUUGAUGGGAUGAUUUUGUAAAACAAGAGGCUUCUACUUGGAGAAGAUUUUAUGAUUACUGGAUGCUUGCAGCUGAAAUACCAACAUAUUGAGUUAGAUAUGAAGACCUGAUGGAAGAUCCGAAAACUGUUCUCAUCGAUGUUUUUAAAUUCUUAUUGGAUACUGAUGAUAUUGAAGGAACUAUAGUUGAAAGCCUCAUAGAGAAAGAGGUUAGCCCUGAAAAGGAGUUAUAUUAUCAGAGAGAUCCAUCAGGGAGAUCUUUUAAGAAAUUUUCUGAGAUUCAGAAAAACACUCUGAAAAGCCUCGCUGGAUGUGUGAUAAGGAGAUUAGGAUAUGGAUCUAACUUCAUCUCACCAGUGAAUCCUAUUUCACCGACGAAUUUUUUCGAAAACGAUGACUAUAUUUCCGACUCAAAAGUGUAUGAGUUAGACUCGAUUGUCAAGAACAGAGAUGAAUAUUACAUAAAAGUAAGGUACGAUUACCUCCAACUUAAUAAGCUUGCUUUAUCAAAAGUUAAGGGCAGACAAGAGAUAGACAAGACUAAACUUCUAGAAUUAAGACUGAAUCAUGAAAGUGAGAAGCUUAGAGCUGGUGGAGUUAAGCAAUGUCUCAGACCUUAUAGAGCAUUAUUAAAGAAAGUAAUAAAAACUUAA
Molecule: messenger RNA, 1346 nt
Organism: Moneuplotes crassus
Lineage: Eukaryota; Ciliophora; Spirotrichea; Euplotida; Euplotidae
Source: the annotation of a GenBank genome assembly